Messenger RNA from Seriola dumerili (greater amberjack), 2779 nucleotides. RefSeq names its product transketolase-like (gene tktb). The record is from RefSeq and is a predicted model, not a curated record. Gene Ontology annotation, molecular function: transketolase activity; thiamine pyrophosphate binding. NCBI's taxonomy places the organism in Eukaryota, Metazoa, Chordata, Actinopteri, Carangiformes, Carangidae. Bases 154 to 2034 code for a protein of 626 amino acids. The transcript is spliced from 14 exons.
UCGGUCCUCCUCCUCCUCGGUUGUACUUGCACCGGGCAGCUAGCAACGGCGUGGCGCAGCGUCUAACCUCCGACACUGGGAAGCAGCUGUGUGACUCAAAUAACCGAAACUAACUUCAAGUGGACACGACUUUGAAGAAAGAAUCCAGAAACCAUGUCUAGUUACCACAAACCCGACGAGAAAACUCUGCAGGGGCUGAAAGAUGUCGCCAAUAAGCUCAGGAUCCACUCCAUCAACGCUACAUGCGCCUCUAACUCUGGUCACCCCACAUCAUGCUGCAGUGCAGCAGAGCUCAUGUCUGUGCUCUUCUUCCACACCAUGCGCUAUAAAGCCGAUGAUCCUCGCAACCAGUGUAACGACCGCUUUGUGCUCUCAAAGGGUCAUGCUGCACCUGUCCUGUAUGCUGCCUGGGCAGAGGCAGGUUUUGUGAAGGAGUCUGAUCUGCUCAACCUGCGCAAGAUUGACUGUGACCUGGAGGGGCACCCAACACCAAAACUGGCUUUUGUUGACGUGGCAACAGGAUCUCUUGGCCAGGGUCUUGGGGCUGCCUGUGGGAUGGCCUACACUGGCAAAAACUUUGAUAAAUCCAGUUACCGUGUAUACUGCAUGCUGGGUGAUGGAGAGUGUUCAGAGGGCUCGGUGUGGGAGGCCAUGGCCUUUGCCUCCUACUACCAGCUGGACAACUUGGUGGCUAUCCUUGAUGUCAAUCGGCUCGGUCAGAGUGAGGCAGCACCCUUGAAGCACGACAUGGAGACAUACCGCAAACGCUGUGAAGCCUUUGGGUGGAACACAUAUGUUGUGGAUGGACAUGAUGUGGAGGAGCUGUGCAAAGCUUUCUGGCAGGCUCAGCAGGUCAAGGGCAAACCCACUGCCAUCGUUGCCAAGACAUUCAAGGGCAAAGGACUCAAAAAUAUUGAGGAUCUUGAUAACUGGCAUGGAAAGCCCAUCCCUAAAGACCGUGUGAACGACCUCCUGAAUGACCUGCAGGCUCAGAUCCAGGUCCCCAACAAGACCCUGUGCCCUGAACUGCCCAAUGAUGACACUGCACCUGCUGACCUUAGCCCCAUCUCCCUGCCCUCACCCCCAGCCUACAAAAAGGGAGACAAGAUGGCAACAAGGAAAGCAUAUGGUGUAGCUCUGGCCAAGCUGGGACAGGCAAGCAAGAGAGUGGUGGCUCUUGAUGGAGACACCAAAAACUCCACCUUCUCAGAGACCUUCAAGAAGGCCUUCCCCGACCGCUACAUUGAGUGUUUCAUCGCUGAACAGAAUAUGGUUGGAGUGGCCAUUGGCUGUGCCACCCGUGACCGCACAGUUGCAUUUGCCAGCACGUUUGCUGCCUUCCUGUCGAGAGCCUAUGACCAGAUCCGUAUGGGAGCCAUCUCCCAGACAAAUGUCAACCUGGUAGGGUCCCACUGCGGAAUCUCUAUCGGCGAGGAUGGUCCUUCCCAGAUGGCCCUAGAGGACUUAGCAAUGUUCCGUGCCAUCCCAACAUGUACUGUGUUCUACCCCAGUGACGCAGUGUCCACAGAGAGGGCUAUCGAGCUAGCAGCCAACACAAAGGGUAUCUGUUUCAUCCGCACCAGUAGACCAGAGACUGCUGUCAUCUACUCACCAGAUGAGAAGUUUGAAGUGGGUGUAGCCAAGGUGGUCCGCAAGUCUGACAACGACAAGGUCACUGUGAUUGGAGCUGGUAUUACUCUGCAUGAGGCCCUUGCUGCUGCUGAUAUGCUGGCCAGUGAAGGAAAGAACAUCAGAGUGAUUGACCCGUUCACCAUCAAGCCCCUGGAUGCCUCUACCAUUCUGGCCAGUGCGAGAGCCACAGGGGGACAGAUCAUCACUGUGGAGGACCACUACAAGGAGGGUGGUCUUGGUGAAGCUGUGCUGUCGGCAGUGGGCACCGAGCCCGGCAUCAUUGUGAACCGGCUGGCAGUUUCUGGUGUUCCCCGCAGCGGAAAGCCCCAAGAGCUGCUGGAUAUCUUCGGCAUCAGCGCCAAGCACAUCGCUAACGCCGUGCGCCAGACCUUUGCAAACUAAGGACUGCACCUUUUCUCCCACUUGUUGCUCUGUUGAGUCUCAAUCAACUUUCUGCCUAACUUAAUAGCUCCCUGGCAUGAUCACGUGAAGACCUGUUUAACUCCUCUGUGCCCAAGUGCCAUCUUGCGGCUUUGACUCGAGUGCAGUUUACUAACCUUAUCACUAUCACAGCUGGAGAGAGAUGGGGAUAGGAGUGUAUUGUGGUCAGAGCCUGUAGUGGUAAUGAUAUUCCUACCUAUAUGCACCUUCUAGUACCCUCUUCACGGAUGGUUUCUGUUCUCCCUGCGACAUUCCUUUCUUGAAUCCUGUAUCUUAUUUUCAAAUGGUGUCUUGUAAGUGCUACGUUGACAAUUGGAUUUAAAACCAUCAGCCUGUCCACAUUCAGGCCACAACUUCUAUCGCAUUCCAAACAUCAUUUCUUUCCCACAUUCCUGACACCCAUUCCUCGUGUCCUCUCACUUGGCUGUCCUUUUCCAAGAAGCACUGUUACGGUUUGUCAUAAAUCUAAUGUAGAGAUUAACGUUUGUAGUUUGUAUUCAGUCAGUCUUUAAUGCUUCAGCUGCAGUAGAGAACUGUUCUUCAAAGACCCCGGGAGUGUGAAGUCUGACCAGUUUAAUAAUGAACCAUGUGAUCAUUCCUCUCAUGAUCCCUGACCACAUGGGCAUCACACAGUGUUGUUGCCGUUCCCUGUCACCUGUUGUGCUAUUAUUGCGUGAUGUGCUGAAUUAAAAAAUAAUUAACCUAA